Messenger RNA from Vigna angularis (adzuki bean), 453 nucleotides. RefSeq lists its product as uncharacterized. NCBI's taxonomy places the organism in Eukaryota, Viridiplantae, Streptophyta, Magnoliopsida, Fabales, Fabaceae. Bases 1 to 453 code for a protein of 150 amino acids. The transcript is spliced from 2 exons. The record is from RefSeq and is a predicted model, not a curated record.
AUGCGGGGAUGCAUGGAUGAUGCUGGGAUGCAUCUGAUCCACUUUGAAUUCGAUGAAUCUGAUCUCUACAACUCUGCAAACACUAACUCUUUGGAAUUAUGCAAAUCUGUACGCUCCUCGAGAUUCCAUAGUAACUUCUCUGCUACCGUCGGCCAUGUCGGUGCUUCGGGAUCACUGCUGGUGAACGUGUCGGACUGGUCGAAGAUCCUUGGCAACGAGUACGAACAAAACCGGAGGAGGAAUAUAGAAGUGGUGAAGAGAAAUUCAGUUUAUCACUGGGAUUUAAACUGUCAUCUGCUUCUGCUUGAACUUGAGUGGAAGUACUCCAGAACAACCACAAUUGCACGAAAGCAAACAAUAAUUUGUGUAGAUAAACCUCAUAGAUGCUUUAAAGGACGCAAUCUUAGCAGGGUUCGAAAUGCGAUUUGGGCAAAAACGGGAUUCCAAGAUUAG